Molecule: messenger RNA, 5334 nt
Organism: Nematostella vectensis (starlet sea anemone)
Lineage: Eukaryota; Metazoa; Cnidaria; Anthozoa; Actiniaria; Edwardsiidae
Exons: 4
Coding region: 1582-2643 (353 amino acids)
Source: RefSeq, a predicted model, not a curated record
UAGAGUCAGUUUCAGCAUUUGCUCACCAAAAACAGCUUGAAAAAUCACUAUUCAACAAAAUUUAGUUUGGAGUGCUAAAUUGUUAAAGAGAAUUUUUGUUUAUAAUAGAAUUGUGAUUACAAUUAUAGUGAGGACACAGAAAGCGGGCCAUGCUGAACAACUUUGACCAAUCAGAUUUGGCUUGAACACCGUAAACAUUUUGAAAAAUAAGUUCCAGCCAAUCAGGUUACGGUGUUCCCACGCUCAAUCGACAGACCAAAAUGGUCGACUACACGUACAAGGUCAAAUAUACAACGUCCGGCGUUUCUCAUUGGCUGAACUCUUUUUCUCUUUUUUUUUUUUCAAAAUAUUUACGGUGUUCAAGCCGAUUCUGAUUGGUCAUAGUGGCGGAUGGCGUGGCGGAUUUAGGGGACCCAAUUAUUGCUACUCCCCUCCUCUCCCACCAAUUAAUUAUCCCCCCCCCCCCAGACACUGAAAUUUUAAAAGCAGAUGAAAGCAAAAUUCCUCAAAUUUUUAUCCAGUUAUUUGUUGUUGAUAUGUUUAUUUAUUUUUUUAUUCAUUCAUUUUAUUUAUUUAUUUAUUGGUGCCUUCCCUUAGGGCUGCUUCAAUAAACCCUUGAUUCCUGUUGCCAAAAGUCUGACUAUACGCCCGCUGUAUGCUGAAAUGAGAUGACGAUAUAUAUGAUACAUAUGCUUCAAAAAAGGUCGCACAUGGAAAAUGUCUUUUUGGUCCAGAAGAUCCAAACAGAAAAUGCUCCAUCUGGUAUUGCUUGAAUUGAUACAGUAAUAGGAAGAAAGCUUGGACGUAUUUUGUAAGUUCUGCUGAAAAGUUAGUAAGAAUUCGCGCACAUAAUGAUCAUAGUCACCUGGCUCGUCGGGGAUUUUCGUAACUUGCAAUUACGUAAUAGAAGAAAAAUCGUAAAAGCAAUAAUACAAGGAAAUCUGAAUAUUCAUUGCGAAGGGUAGCGAUGGGGGCCACGAAAUUUCGAAAGCCUCGCAAAAAUUUCGCAAAGACUCGUUUUUUUUUUCCAAAAUAAAGGGCUCUCGGAGCCUUAUUUUUUUACCACGGGUUUUUAACGCGAUCUCACGGUCCCAAAUUUUCGUUAAACGCGAUGUUCUGUUUUAUGUUGUUACCAUGUUACGGGUUUCCCAUUAUUUUUCGUAGUGUAGCAAGAAUGUAUUGUAUAAACUCUACUUAUUCUUUUGUCAAAUGAUGUUUUAACAUACCUCGAGCAAGUUAUCUAAAACGAGCUCGAAAAAAAUUAAAGCUUGGACACGGAUUUCGAAUUUUCGCAAAAGUCUCGGGCUCGGAUACCAAAUAGAUAGCAGUGUUUGGGAAAAGAUGUUUGUUUCCAUCAAUGAGCUAGAUCAGUUAAAAGGUAUCCUAUUGUGACAGCUACAUAAUACACUAUAAUGCUGGCCCCCUUGGCCACUCCCCUGUACUCAUAUUGUUAUCAUAUUUUUCACAAAGGUGAAUGCUUUUUUUUCUAUCAGUUAAAAUAAUUAUAAUACAAAGUAUAGUAGUAGGGCCCUAGGUUAGGAAAGUAUAUUUAUGGUAUUGUAUUGUACACAAACAUAAAACAUGAUUAUAUUUCAUUCCAGAUCAUUCAUUGAUAUGAUAACACAAUUCCAAUCUUCACUAUAUGAAUAUUAUGAAACCAAUGAAGGCCCUCCCUUGUACUCCCCUGCGUUGAUGCGAGACUUUGUGGAAGAACAUGCAUGUGGAUUGUAUAAAAUUAUUCUAAACUUAAUUAUAAAAGAUACCACUUCAAAAGAAAGGAAGCAACUACAAGAGCAAAGGACUGUUGCCAUUCUUCACAUCCUAGCAUACUUCAGAUCACAGAAGACCUCUCAAUUUAAUAAGGAUGCUGGUGCAUUUCUUCACCACCAUGGAGCAUCAAGGUCUGCAAUCAACACUAGACCAGUGCUAGGAUACAGUGUGGCACCAAGGACACUCGACAGGCAAAAAGAAACAAAAAAAAGGAACUACCCAAAUCAGCUGCAGGAACAUCUAAAAUAUGCAGUUGAUGAGAAGGGCUUCAUAAUGCUGUUUAUAGAUGACUUUCACAAUAUUCACACUGUGCGACUGCCAGGGAGUGAUAUGAAACUAUCAGUGGCUACCCAUAUGACCUCUUCACUGUUAGAUAUCCACCCUUCUAUCAAAGCCCCAAAGAUGCCUAGAAGUAUUGAUGCUGUUCAUUGUUCUCCAUAUGUUUCAAUGAAUGGAAUCAUGCAAAAAUGUGUUGGGGGGAUCUCAGUUGGAAAUCUCCUAACCAUUGCUGAAAAGAUGAAGGAGUGGCAAACUUCCUUCUUCAGCUCAGUUCCAGGUUAUAGAAAGCUAAAUGGAGAGUCAGUGCAGAGUCAACUCCAUGAAUUUCGUGUUUACCAUGACUUAGCACAUGAAGAACUAUGCAAGCUAAACAGUUGUCAACUAGUCGAUGAAUUCGAACAUCCAUUAAAGUCCAUGGAAAACUAUAGGUUUGCACUUGACCACACAAUUAGCAGUGCUGGACAACCAUUAUUAAACUGCACCAAGGAAUAUGCACUUCCCUGCCCUGGAGAUUGGCCUAGCUGGUUUUACUUCAAGAAACUUGUUGCUCAGCAAAGUAACAGCUAUGCAUCAAGACAUUUGAUACCACAGUAGAUAACAAGGCCUUACCUCUUUCCUACAAAUUUAGUAAUGAAUAUCCUGAAAGCCUCCCAAAUCCAAAUAAACCCUUUGAUUACAAGACAUGUCAGAUACAAGAUGAUGAAGUUGUUAGACUCCCAUGCUCCCAUGCCUACCAUAAAUCUUGUUUAGUCCAAUCUGGUAACAAGUGUUCCCACUGCUUCAAGCCACUCAGUGGCUUUUCAAAACUAGCAACUGCUUUCAAUACUACUCUCAUAACUCCCACAAACUCCUCUCCAUCCAGGAAUACUGCUGAGCUUAAUGCAAAUGAAAAUAAUAUGAUGAAAUUCCUGUAGUAAGCACAAAGGAUCCUGACUUUUAUGACUCAGAACAAUGGGCAAACUAUGUUGACAGCAUCUUAGAAGGAAUAGCUGUCCCCCAACCUUCUCAGACACCACAAUCUACAACCCCCAACCAAACUUCUGCAUCAACAAUACAACAAAGUCACUCAAACCAGCAGCAUGCAGCUACUUCAGCAAUUAAUAGAACAUUCAAAAUUACAACAUUGAAUGUCUCUGGUUGUAAAAUUUGGCUGUUUGAGAACAGUAUCUCCCAAUCUACCCUAAAUGGGCGAAACGGAUCAAAUGCCUGCACUUUUAUUGCUAUUAUUAUAGCCAAAACAGUCAUUUCUAAUUUAGGAACACUUGCAUUUCCAAUUUCCCAGUUGUCACCAGUUUGGGUUCCCUGCUAGCAGAGGCCUUUUUUCUCUGUACUUCGCUUGGCUGGCGUUCGCAUGGAAAAGAUACCUCUGCCAUGGGUCGCAAGUUCGUUUGAUCAAACCGCCGUCCUCGAUCGUAGACGGGAGAUCCAGAGCGCAUGCUCCGUUCAUUAAUUACUGGCCAGUAUUUGAGCCAACAAUGGCUAGCGCAUGCGUGAAGCGUAUAUCCGCUGUGGGAUAAUAAGCCCGCAUUUGAAACCGCGUCCUCCGUAGAAAUAUCACGCGACGAAUUAUAAAAGAAGCCAUUCAAUGCCUUGUCUUCAUUCAGAAUUUUCUCUCGUUUGACUAACGAGUCAAUCUACCGUUUACAGCUUUUGUAUAUUCUUCUAGAAUUAGCUGAUCUAUGUUAACCAAAAAGUUUUGUAACAUUUUCUUCGAGUCCAACUGUGCGAUAUUUACAUUGAAGAAAAUCGCCUGCCUAGAUGUCUUGGAAUUUAUCCCACAAACAAGACAGAACUCGUAUUUGCUGUGUUUGCUGUUCGAUUUAUUUAGUGACGUUUUAGGUGAUUUAAAUUGAACAGUUGUUUGUUUGUUUUUUUGAAGAGGAGAACUAACCGGAGUUUGAUUCAUAAUUUGCGACAAAAAUUAGCAUAUUGACGGCUUUCCCGUGAUGGUACGGGUUUUGGCACGUCAUGCGGUCCUUAGAAACGCUCACGCAUGCGCAACGAAAACAGUUUCGACCCAUGGCAGAGGUCUCUUUCCCUUGCGAAUGCCAGCCCAGCGAAAUACAAAGAAAAGAGGCCUCUGCUAGCAGGGAACAGUUUGGGGAGUGAUUAUGUGUAAUUGCAUUUCUCAUGGAAAUAGAGUUCACCAACAAGUCACAGGAGGCCGGGCUAUUAAUUUCAGUGUUCAAGAUGCUGCUGUGCAUCUAUCUUCAAUUGGCACAAUCAAGGUAGAAGACUCCUUUGAUGUAGACUUUGUGUGUCAGAAUCUACAAGUCCCGCAGUCAUCACUUAGGUUCUACCUCCAGCGUCUAGUGAGAGAACCCAAUAUCUCUGCAAUCCUAAUAAUCAAUGGCUUAUCUGUAUGUUUCCUUGGAAGAGGGAAUGAAGUGCUUCUCCUUGAUAGCCAUUUGCAUGGAACUUUUGGUGCCCUUGUUGGUAAAGCUGCACUGCAAGAUAUUGAGCAAUAUUUAACUAUAUGUAAGCAGUGGUUAAGUCCUAAUGUAAUUAUGUGUACUGUUACUUUUAAAAAUUUUGUUUAGAAUUACAGUACUUUAUUUGCUAUUGCUGUCAGCAACAUGCUAGUAAACACCCGACUAAGUUUUUGACAAAUUUCUAUCAGGUUUUAGACAGUCUGUUACACAAGUUGAGUAAAUUUCAUAUGUAAAGGGUGUCAAAAACACAACAGAAUCUUGUCAAAAACUUAGAUGAGUGUUCAUGGUAGCACAUGUCUAAAUUAAUAUUACAAUGAAUUUUGAGUACUUUACAGCGAUGAGAAUUUGUAUAAAUAACAGCAGAAGAUAUUUGACUGAUAUGAAAUAGUGGACUUCAUUCGGGAUAAUUCAGAGCUGCAUUUACAAAUUUACUCACAUAACCGUGACGCAGCCCCUUUGAGAAAAAUAUUAGGAAAGUACUUCUAAGGCGAUGUUAGAAAGAAAAUUCGAGACGGGAUUAAGAAUUAAUUGGGCCUCAUUAUUUUGUGUUUUGAAAGCAAAAAGUUACAGGUUUCAUACAAGCCAUCUGCUAAUGAAUAAGUCUCAUAUCCAUAAAAUUAGGGAAAGAGGGAAGGAUAAAACAGAUAAGUAAGUAAGUGAUUUAAAAAAAAAAAAAAAAAAAAAAAAAACAGAAAAUUGAGUUGUGCUUACCUCCGCUUCGUUUCGCAUCCCUUAUAAAAGUCGCUGAAGCAUAGAUCGGUAAAAAAAAAUGAUCAGGGACGAAAGGGACCUUCUCUCUUUCUUUAGAUUAUAAACAUUACUCAAUGGCAAGAAAUUAAAGUGCACUUUUCUU